Messenger RNA from Sebastes umbrosus (honeycomb rockfish), 1963 nucleotides. RefSeq lists its product as uncharacterized. Lineage: Eukaryota; Metazoa; Chordata; Actinopteri; Perciformes; Sebastidae. The record is from RefSeq and is a predicted model, not a curated record. Bases 326 to 1372 code for a protein of 348 amino acids. Gene Ontology annotation, biological process: response to bacterium. The transcript is spliced from 5 exons.
CAUAGGGAUAGAUAUUUAGAUAUUCAGAGUCAGCACUUCAGGAUGAUGCAUCAACUCGGUCUAUAGAUAUUCUUCAUCUUUAUAAAUACACAUUACUAUUACUGAUGCUUUUUAUUGGCAGGUGAAUUAUCAGACCUGCAUGUGACUGUAUAUGUUCUGUAUGUGAACCACAACUUGGCUCUAUAAAUGGCAGUAAACAUGUGAUCAGGUUUCCUGAAUAGGACAUACAGUGUCACAUCAGGUCGGCCAAUCAAACGCAGUCUUGUCUCUGAUGAGUGGAAAAAGGAUCUAGGUUUGUUUCACUUAACACAGCAAUUUGAACACGAUGGCAUCUCUAAAGUUUGUCUUCUAUCUCACAUGUUUUCUCUUGGGGAAAAUGGCUCAUGUGACCGGUCUGAAUUUUUCUGUUCGUCAACAGAGAGGUUUUGUAUCAGCUAAUGUUGGAAACAGUGUGACUUUGCAAUGUUUCUGUGAAGGUAGUGAGGCAGGAUGGCUUUACUGGUACAAGCAAACACUGGGACAGAAACCACGGCUGAUCUCUUCGUCAUAUACGCAUGAUACAAGAGUCACUUUUUAUCAUGAAUUCAAGAACAAUCCACGCUUCACAGUGGAUAAGGAAAACAGUAACAAUCACUUGACAAUUUUUGAUUUGUGCAUAUCAGACUCAGCUAUUUACUACUGCGGAGCUAGAGUGUCAGCUAUCUUCCAUUUUGCGGAGGGCACUUUAGUCAGCGUACAGGGUUCAGGUCUGAACGUCCCAACUUUGGUCCAACAUUCAUCAUCUGAGACCGUCCAGCCAGGAGGCUCUGUGACUCUGAACUGUACAGUACACACUGGGACCUGUGAUGGAGAACACAGUGUUUACUGGUUCAGAAACUCUGAAAAAUCUCAUCCAGGACUCAUCUACACCCAUGGAGGCAGGAAUGAUCAGUGUGAGAAGAAACCCAACACACAAACACACACCUGUGUCUACAACCUGCCAAUGAACAGCCUGAACCGGUCUCAUGCUGGGACCUACUACUGUGCUGUUGCCUCAUGUGGACACAUACUGUUUGGAAAUGGGACCAAGCUGGACUUUAAAGAUGAGGAAGCCUCUCUUGUCUUGGUGUAUUUCUUGAGUGGAGCUUUGGCAUUCACCACCAUCCUGGUUGUAAUACUGGCUCUCUCAGUGUACAAGGUGAACAAGAGAAACAGCUGCCAAUGUGCAGAGUCUCGAGCAAGAUUAUCAGCUCCCUCCACAGAAAAUGCAGAGGGUUACAGAGACGCAGACAGCCUUCAUUAUGCUGCUUUAAGUGUCAACCUGCCCAACAGAUCACGGAGACCGAGGAACAACACCAAUGAUGAAUGCGUGUACUCCAGUGUAAAGCAAUAGAUCUGGACAGGUUUCAUUUCUACUUUUAUAAUAAAACUGGAUUUAGUCGUAUUUCAAGGUAAAUUUUGAGAUGUAUGUGUAUAUCUUCCUUGUGCUCUGCAGUCAAAAGUUGCAGCUCAGUGGGCCUAGGAAUUCUGUUCAUAUUUACAUCUCACGGUUUACGCCCGAUGCCAACAUUCAGUGCCAAUGCAGGAAGAAGUGUGCACGUUAUGUAGUGAGGCGGAGAGUAUGGUGUGCGUCUAGGCUACAGUAGUGCAUCAGAUUUUUGUGCACAAGACCGGAGUUCACAUCUAAUCACAGACAUAAUUCUAUUAACUGUCCCCAAAGUCCGUACUGAACUGGGGAAAAGGGCAUUUAAGUAUACGCUUCUUCCUCUUCUUCGAAUCAGUUACAAAUUGACCUGAAUCUCUGAGAGCUGUUCUCACUGAAUGUCUUUAAAGUACUUCUAAAAGACUUGGAAGCGAGCACAUCUGGCUGUAGAUGUUUUGAAUGCUGAUGAAUGUUUUUCGAUACCUUAUGAUUCUGUAAUUUGCUCUUUGUCUUCGUUUUAAAUUGUUAUGUUUGUUUUAUGUCUGCAACCUUGUAACUGUG